AUGGACCGUGCAGGCGUUAGAGAAGACCACUUGAAGGGAAUCCCAGCAGCUUUCAACAAGGGAGUCACCAAUUGCGGGGCUAUCUACAAGGACGAUGCCAGGACCGAGUUUGCAGGAUCGUCCUUCAACAUCGUGGCCAAUUCCAGAGAGGAGAUCAUUGAGUUCCUGAAGACCGACCCUUACUACAAGGCAGGCAUCUGGGACGUGGACAACGCGUUGAUCUAUCCAUACGGGUGUGCUGGACGACUUGCUAAAGAUGUCAUUCAGCCAUGA
Molecule: messenger RNA, 273 nt
Organism: Ogataea haglerorum
Lineage: Eukaryota; Fungi; Ascomycota; Pichiomycetes; Pichiales; Pichiaceae
Exons: 2
Coding region: 1-273 (90 amino acids)
Source: RefSeq, a predicted model, not a curated record